GUGUGUCUUAUCAGGCCAAAAAAAUACGUAUUUGGUUACGAAACCGUAUUUUCUUGAAAUAUAUGGAGGCGUUCCUCUACGUUUCCGUAAAAAGAGCGAAGCGUAUUUUUUCCGGGCUUGCUCCUUUUACGUUUCGGUGAAAAAUUUCAAAUUUCCCGCUUUUUUGCGACUACCGGAGCAGACACCGGUCACGCGUGCUGUCUUCAUCACACCACACCUAGACAGCACCAACAACACCCCAAAGUGCUUCCCAAGGCAACUCCACUACCAUGCCUGAGCGUGGGAAGCGUCAAGAUCCCAGGGGGAUCGCAGCGCAACGCCGGGAGAAGCGCCGUCGGCGAGCUAUCGACGAGGAGGAUGUAGCCCAUGACAAGAGAUUCACAGUCUUGGGUCUUGUGAGGGCCGUAGUAUUGGCGGCGGGCGUCGUGGCAGCAGGAGAGGCUCAUCGUGCCCACUGCCCUCAGGAACGGGAGCCCAUCUACGAGCCCAANUCUCCACUACCAUGCCUGCGCGUGGGAAGCGUCAAGAUCCCAGGGGGAUCGCAGCGCAACGCCGGGAGANUGACAUUUAGGGAACGGGAGCCCAUCUACGAGCCCAAGCGUCUUCCGUGGGCUCAACACGAGGCGGACCUCGAUAAACGGCACGGGUGGCGGCGGUCGUACCGCAUGGAGAAAGGCAGUUUCCACAAGCUUGUCGAGCUACUCCGCCCUUCGCUGGAAGUCAACGCUUUCUUCGGCGCACUGCGGUCGCCAACCAACGGCGCCAUAGCUGUGGAAGUCCGCGUUGCCGCGGCGUUGAGGAUCCUGGCUGGCGGCAGUUACUGGGAUGUUGCCCUCAUGUUUGGCUUGUCGAGGGCGGUCACGUUCGACAUCUUGUGGCAAGUGAUCGAUGCCAUCAACGAGACGCCUGCGAUUGGGGCAUUUGACUUCCCCCUGACCGAGGAAGGCUGCAUGCGAAACGCCAACAGAUUCAAGGAGAAGAGCACCGAUGGCAUUUUCUCCUGGGUCGUCGCCGCCGUGGAUUGUCUGUUCAUCAAGGCCAAGGCUCCGUAUGCGAAAGACACCGCCAAUGUCCUCGCGUACUACUCUGGCAGCAAGUCCGCGUACGGCAUCAACGCUCUACGAACGACUGGGUAG
Ectocarpus sp. CCAP 1310/34 is the source of this 1136-nucleotide messenger RNA. The record is from the annotation of a GenBank genome assembly. Lineage: Eukaryota; Phaeophyceae; Ectocarpales; Ectocarpaceae.